Molecule: messenger RNA, 765 nt
Organism: Colletotrichum truncatum
Lineage: Eukaryota; Fungi; Ascomycota; Sordariomycetes; Glomerellales; Glomerellaceae
Source: RefSeq, a predicted model, not a curated record
AUGUGGGCACGGGAACUGGACUUUGGGCCAUUGAGUAUGGCGAGGAGCAUCCCGAAGCCGAGGUCAUCGGCAUCGACCUGUCUGCCAUACAGCCAGACUUGUACGAGCCUCCAUUCAACGUAUUUCGCUGAAAGAUUGUCAUCUGACUCUUUCAGCACACCUCCAAAUGUGAAGUUCGAGAUCGACGAUAUCGAGGAACCCUGGACCCACACACAGCCUUUCGAUUACAUCCACAGCCGGAUGAUGACAUCGGCUCUUUCAAACUGGAGAAGCUAUCUCCAGAAAUGCUACGAUGGCUUAGCGCCUGGCGGCUACCUCGAGCUUAACGAAAUGGACCCCCUUACCUCAGACGACGGCACCCUCACAGAGGAUCAUGCGCUACUGAAAAGCAUGAACUUGGCGGUUGAGGCCGUAGCCAAAAUGGGUCGUUCUUUUCAGAGCAUUCCGGAGCUGAGGGACAUGAUGGUCGAAAUUGGAUUCCUUGACGUGACCAUGAACCGGUACAAGUGGCCGACCAACACUUGGCCCAAGGACCCGAAACAUAAAGAAAUAGGCAUGUGGAACAACGAGAACUUAAUGUCAGGAGUCGAAGGCUUCCUGAUGGCCCCCCUGACGAGACUCCUUGGAUGGAAGAAGGAGGAAGUCCAGAUUCUUUUGAUCGACGUUCGCAAGGAACUCAACGACCGAAGUAUUCAUGCGUACUACCCGAUUUACUCCGUAUGGGGACGAAAGCCUACACAGGAGGAGGCGGCGGCUUCGGCUUAA